AUGGGCAACAAACACUGGACCACUCGCACCAACUACAGAACCAAUCCCCGAGGAGGAGGAGGAGGGAUUCCUGUGACUACGGCGACUGUCAUUCUUCCGUCUCCCUCUUCUAGCAGUGGCGGUGUUGGAGGGAGUACAGCUUCGAAGGGUGCUACAGUUAGUGGGACUGGUAUUGGAGCAGGAGGUGGUAGUGGUACAGGAGGACUGACUGUGCCAACUUCUGGGCCUGGAUCGGUGCCAAAUAGUCCCAAGAGUAACGGCAGUUCUGGGUCUGGCUCAUCGUCAUCGUCUGGUUCUUCUAUGGGUGCCAUCAUUGGAGGUAUAGCAGCAGCAGUCGUCAUCAUUGCCGUGAUAGCUGGGUUCUUAUUCUACAGACGCCGUAAUCGCAGGUCUUCUCUCGACAAGACUCAGAACCGUCUUGAUACCAAAGGGAGAGGUCAAGGAGCAGGCAGAGGUGGUGAUAAUGACCCACCGUUGAUGGAAGAUGGCAAGAUCGAGGAGGCUCUUAUUGACGAGAAGGACGUGACAGGUGAAGGCGCAAGGGCCUCUGGUUCGACAUCUGCUGCUGCCACAGAAGAGGAACUAGGAGGGCUUGUCACUCGCAUCAGGGGACCUCAAGUCUCACAUGCAGACAUCGACGACCUCAACAUCAAGACGCCUCUCCACGAAUUCGAAGCUCAAAGGAACAGCUGGUUGACCCCACCACCCCCUUGGGAGAAAGGCGGCGAUAGCGGUGGUAUUGCAUCUGGAACUGGGUUUGGUGGUGGCGAUGGGGUGGCUGUACAAAAUUUGGUCAGCCCUGGCAAGAAUGCAGGAGAGAAGAGUCAUGGGCCCAAAGAUCUUGAUCGUUCGAAUCUGUCUGGACUGCCAGCUUCAAAACUGAACGACAUUGAUGACGAUGGAUACAGUGUCACCACCACCAAAAUCGACGACAAUAGUAACACCACCAGUCAAAGCAACAGUAACAACCUCGUCGAAUUCGUCACUCCUGACGCCGCCAAUAUCAACACCACCACCGCUUUCUGUGCUGACCGGGAUAGUGUGGUAAAGGAUCCCACAGUGCCAUCGACAACUGGUGGUGUAUCAGAGGAGAGGGCGGCGCUGAUCAAUGCCAUUGCGGCGAUGAAGGCGCAGUAUGACGAGCAGUAUCAACUCAUCCACGAGGACCUUGCCGGCACUAGCAGCGUUCCUUGA
Linnemannia hyalina is the source of this 1194-nucleotide messenger RNA. NCBI's taxonomy places the organism in Eukaryota, Fungi, Mortierellomycota, Mortierellomycetes, Mortierellales, Mortierellaceae. The record is from the annotation of a GenBank genome assembly.